GAGAAAGAGAGAGAAGAAUGCUCCAAUCUUUCAUGGAUGCUGCUUCGAUCUGCGGCCUCCUUAGUUUCAAGACAUAAUCUUCUUCACAUAAAACAAACACCCAUUUUAUUAUCCGGUUGGCUUUAUCUGGAAGGCGAAAAAAAAGGAUUUUGCUACAUUCCACGGGCUUAAAAUGUUGCUUGUCUGAGGGGGAUUUCAUGGGUUGAACAACAAGAAUAAUGGGUAGCUUAAGUGAAAAAGAAGAAGAAUGUCCAUUUUUUGAUGCUCAAGAGGAUAUUGAGUUAAUCUCAGAUGCAGAAUCCGAUAGCACCGAGGCCCCUGAAGCUAAUUCUAGUCAUAAGGACGGGGUGUUGAAAGAUUUUGGAUAUGAAAUGUGGAUUCAGAACCUGAGUAGUGUUCAAGAGCGUAGGAGUAAGUUUAUAAAGUGGAUGGGAUUGAAUUCGGAUAGAAAUGUCCUUGAGAAUUCAGUUGAUGUAUGUAGACUUGAGAGGAAAGAGGAGAUAUAUUGUAUGAAAGAUAGUAGUGGAAGUGUGACCAGAAGUUCCGGUUUUGAGGAGGAGUUCUGUUCGAGUCGGUCAUCAAUGUCUUGUUGGUCUACUAUGAGUUCUUCAGAAGAGUUUGAUUUGGUGGAGAAGUUGGCGUGCCAAAAUGGAAAUUUGGACAGUAGAGUGGGGUGUAAUGAGGAUCAGGUGGUGCUGCAUAGGGAGAAUACUGAUGGUAGAGACACAGGUUCAGAUGAGUUCGUGAUUACCGAGGAAUCUGAGGAUUCUGAGAACAUCUUUGGGGUGUCUCCCACUUCCCAGCGUGCGACGGGUAACAAGUUUGAGGAGACGAAUGUUUUUCAGCAGGGGAUGAAGAGGUCUAGAAAUGGUUGGAUCAGAAGAUUACGUUCAAUAACAUGCAUGAUUCAUAGGCAAGGUGAAUCUGAUAACAGGAGACAUGAGGGCAGGUGUGCAUUCUCAGGGUGUAGGAUUCAGAAAGUUAAGGUCCGUCUUUGCAGGAAGCAAACAAAGGAACUUUCAGCCCUUUACAAGGGGCAAGAUAUUCAAGCGCAUGAAGGUUCAAUUUUGACCAUGAAAUUCAGUCCUGAUGGCCAGUAUCUUGCCAGUGCUGGUGAAGAUGGGAUUGUGCGAUUGUGGCAAGUGGUUGAGGAUGACAGAUGUAAUGAAAUUGACAUUCCAGAAGUUGAUCCGUCCUGCAUUUACUUUACGGUGAAUAAUCUCUCUGAAUUGACACCCCUGUUUAUUGAUAAGGAGAAAAUGAGCAAAGUGAAGAGUCUGAAAAAAAAAUCAGUUUCAGCUUGCAUCAUUUUCCCUCCCAAGGUCUUCCGGUUGUUGGAGAAACCGUUGCAUGAGUUCCAUGGGCAUAGUGGCGAAAUUUUGGAUCUCUCCUGGUCAAAAAAUAAUUGCCUACUGUCAUCUUCAGUUGACAAAACUGUCCGUCUAUGGCAAGUGGGACUUGACCAUUGUUUGAAAGUUUUCUCACACAGUAAUUAUGUGACUUGCAUACAAUUCAAUCCUGUGGAUGAUAAUUAUUUCAUCAGCGGAUCUAUAGAUGGAAAAGUGCGCAUCUGGGCUAUUCCUGAAUGUCAUGUUGUUGAUUGGACUGAUAUCAGAGAAAUUGUGACUGCAGUGUGUUAUCGACCUGACGGACAGGGAGGGAUUAUUGGCUCCAUGACAGGCAAUUGCCGAUUUUAUGAUGUAUCAGAGAAUCACUUGCAGUUGAAUUCCCAACUAUGCUUACUUGGUAAAAAGAAACUUCCUUGCAGAGGAAUAACUGGCUUUCAGUUUCUUCCACAAGAGUUUAACAAAGUUAUGGUUACCUGUGCUGAUUCAAAAGUCAGAAUCCUUGAAGGGCUUAAUGUGGUUGGCAAAUACAAAAGCCUUAGUGCAGGGAGCCUAAUGUCUGCAUCUCUUACUUCGGAUGGAAAGCAUAUUUUAUCAGCCUGUGAGGACUCUAACGUAUAUCUGUGGAAUUAUAGUGAGGAUGAGUCUAGCUCCACGAAAGCUAAGAAGAUUAGGUCCAGUGAGCGAUUUUUUUCAUAUGCGUCUGUCGCGGUACCUUGGUGUGGUUUGAAAUCUCAAAAUAUUGAAAAUGCACAAUUGGAUGUCUUAUGUAAGAGGUCAACUCAAGCUAUAUGUCUCAAUCCACCUGAUUCUUUUUCUCUACGCGAAGAGUUUUUUUUGGAGUCUUUUUCCAAGGGAUCUGCAACUUGGCCCGAGGAGAAGCUUCCUAUUUCAAGCCCCAAGGCUAAAACUUCUGUGGUGCACAAAUCUGCAUAUAAGUUCUUAAAAUCUUCUUGCAACAGUACAUCCAGUUCUCAUGCAUGGGGUCUAGUCAUCGUGACUGCCGGCUGGGAUGGGCGGAUAAAAUCGUUCCACAAUUAUGGGUUACCUGUACUAGUUUAAAAUGAAUUGGCUUUUCCUAAAUUGGAUAAUAGAAUCAUGAUUCAUUGCUUUGCUUGGGCAUGUUGUCAUUGGGAAAUCACAUGCUGCUAAUAUUCUUUGUGACUUGAGAGUAAUGUUAAAGUUUGGCAGCAUCAGCAAACAAGCAGGUUGAGGUCAAACCCCAAGAAGGGAAUGCAGUUUAGAUAAUUGCAUAAUCUUUGACUUUUGGAGAGUCCCCUUCUAUGUUUCAGGGGAUUCAGAUCACACUCAUUGGUUCAUGACAAGUUGUAGUUCAAAUGUAAUCCUGAUGGCAAUCAUCAAGGUCCCCUUCCCAGUCUAAAUUGCCUUUUUCUUACACAAGAAUCUCUUGGCUCUUAAAAGAGAUGCAUACACAUGUAUUAGGACUUGGAAGAGGGCAUAUGAAUAAUCUUGAUAAAUUGAGCUACUGUGGGACCUUUGUAAGCAUCUUGUUUGCCAAAAUGAAAGAGAUAUAUAUAUAUAUAGAGAGAGAUCAAGAGCUGGUGGCUGAAGUUUACUCAGAUGAAAAUGGUGGGGAUGUUUGUGAUCUUAUUUUUGGGUGGACUAACUAAUUGAAAUCUCUUUGUCUGCCAAUCUUUCCAUCUAUCUCAUGGUAGGGCCACGAAUGCCUAGGAUUGGAAGUGUGAUGAGCAUGAUUGGGACGGUCAUUAUUGCUUACAUUGGUGCUUUUGUGGCUGCAUGUUGCUCCAAAACUACAAACAAGUCUAGCUGAUUGCAAGAGACAAUGGCAACUGUUGCAGUGCUAACAAAUAUUCGGUAUAUGGUCUCAAUUUUA
Gastrolobium bilobum is the source of this 3201-nucleotide messenger RNA. RefSeq lists its product as uncharacterized. The record is from RefSeq and is a predicted model, not a curated record. Gene Ontology annotation, molecular function: protein binding. NCBI's taxonomy places the organism in Eukaryota, Viridiplantae, Streptophyta, Magnoliopsida, Fabales, Fabaceae. Bases 219 to 2408 code for a protein of 729 amino acids. The transcript has 8 exons.